Molecule: messenger RNA, 2384 nt
Organism: Hippoglossus stenolepis (Pacific halibut)
Lineage: Eukaryota; Metazoa; Chordata; Actinopteri; Pleuronectiformes; Pleuronectidae
Gene: katna1
Product: katanin p60 (ATPase containing) subunit A 1
Exons: 11
Coding region: 227-1687 (486 amino acids)
Biological process (GO): microtubule severing
Cellular component (GO): microtubule cytoskeleton
Molecular function (GO): ATP binding; microtubule binding; microtubule severing ATPase activity
Source: RefSeq, a predicted model, not a curated record
CACAGUUUGAAGCUCCACAGCGGAACUCGUCAUAACAGAUGCUCGGGGCGACUCUGCGUGUGAUCCAGGGAAAAGUUGAGUAUGAAGCUGAUACUAACUGGUUUCCUGCUCGUGUUCGGACCGAUUAACUCGCGUGUGUUUAUGUGAACUGUUGUGUUCGUCGAGUUUUGUUAAGAGAGAGUGAAAGGAAACCAACCGCUCGGCUUGAACUUCAGAGUGGAGCAGCAUGAGUCAACGAGAAAUCAGUGAAAACUUGAAGCUGGCCCGUGAGUACGCUUUGCUGGGAAACUACAACUCGGCCAGUGUCCUCUAUCAUGGACUGCUUGAGCAGAUCAAAAAGUGUGUGUACGCUGUGCAGGACAGCAGUUUGCAGCACAAAUGGCAGCAGCUGUGGCAAGAAAUUAGUGAAGAGAGCCAGCAGCUUCAGAAUAUAAUGUCCAAUCUGGAGAACUUUCAGCUGGACACGGCGCCUGCUAAACCCAGUAACCACGAUGAUUGUGAAAUCAGGCCUGUACACGUGGAGCAGAGACAUUCUCCUUGUCCUGUCAGGCGGCCUGCUAACCCCCAUAAAGAGAGCAAGCCUCCCAACAACCGGCUGAGCGCAGCUGUGAGGGCCCAGCAGAGGCAACGUGGAGCCAACGGGGACAGAAGCAAACCCUCCAAAGGCAAAGACAAGAAAGAGGGAAAGGAAGCAAGUGGCAAAACAAAGGAUGAUAAGAACAAAGGAGACUUCCAGGAGAAAGAAAUGAAAAAGUUCGAUGGAACAGGAUAUGACAAAGACCUAGUGGAAGCUCUGGACAGAGAUAUUAUAUCUCAGAAUCCAAACGUGAAAUGGGAUGACAUCGCAGACUUGGAAGAUGCAAAAAAGCUUCUGAAAGAAGCGGUUGUGUUGCCGAUGUGGAUGCCAGCAUUUUUCAAAGGCAUACGAAGACCUUGGAAGGGUGUGCUCAUGGUGGGACCUCCAGGCACAGGGAAAACCCUUUUGGCCAAAGCAGUUGCUACUGAAUGCAGAACCACAUUCUUCAACGUUUCCUCAUCUACUCUCACCUCCAAGUACAGAGGGGAAUCUGAGAAGCUAGUUCGCCUCCUUUUUGAAAUGGCCCGUUUCUACGCCCCCACUACAAUCUUCAUUGAUGAGAUUGACUCCAUUUGCAGCCGCAGAGGGACGUCAGAGGAACAUGAGGCCAGCCGCAGAGUCAAGGCAGAACUACUGGUGCAGAUGGAUGGUGUCGGCGGAGCAUCGGAAAACGAGGACCCGUCAAAGAUGGUGAUGGUCCUGGCUGCCACCAACUUCCCUUGGGAUAUUGAUGAAGCUCUGAGGAGACGGCUUGAGAAGAGGAUCUACAUCCCUCUGCCUUCAACCAAGGGGCGAGUGGAACUGCUCAGGAUCAACCUGAAGGAACUGGAGCUGGCCAGCAAUGUGGACUUUGCCAAGAUUUCAGAUCAGAUGGAGGGUUACUCAGGAGCGGACAUCACCAACGUGUGCAGGGAUGCGUCUCUGAUGGCCAUGAGACGAAGAAUAGAGGGCCUGACGCCAGAAGAGAUCCGCAACAUUUCCCGGGAUGAGAUGCACAUGCCUACCACCAUGGAGGACUUUGAGUCGGCUCUGAAGAAAGUGUCCAAAUCUGUGUCUGCAUCUGACCUGGAGAAGUAUGAGAAGUGGAUUGAUGAGUUUGGGUCCUGCUGAAAAAAAGGCAGAUGUCCAAGUUGUGUGUGUGUGUAUGCAUGUGUGCGUCACUGGAUUGAGUGUGUGUAAUCUGUGUUGAAUGGCUGUGUGCGUUUCGGGCUGUGGCUGUUUGUUUUGUUCGGAAGCAGCUCAGUGACAUGGAAGAGGGUAAUGUCCAUUACAUUAGGUAAAUAAAUGCACUUGACUAGAACCUCUUUCCAUUGUACAUUCUGUUAAUUUCCAAGUCUAACAGGAGACUAAAGACAGGUGACUGAAGAAUGAAUGGCUGAAAGUAGUAGUAGAUUUUUCUCAUGGUAUACCAAAUUGUUAUGGACUCAUAAUGCAAAUAAUUUGAAUUGCAAAAAUGUUUUAUGAUCUUAAAACCAGCAAACAUGUUCAACAAAUGAAAUGUAUGUGUGUUCCUGCAGUAGAGUUCAUUUCCACAGAUGUUGUACUGUUACUUUGCCUUUCUAAGUGUCUUAACGUUUGCUUUGUACCAUUGUAUCUGACAAUGAGAUACUGAGUCAACAGCCAAUCAAUUGUUAUCCCUAUUUAGUUAUUUUCUUUCUUUUAUGCACUUCUUUUGAAAGAAAGAACCACACAUGUCCACGAAAUUAUGGACAUGUGUGGUUCUCUCACAUUUCUGGAGGUUUUUAUGAGCACAACACUAGUAAGAUAUUUCAAUGAAUAAAGUUAACAAUUUCUAUGGAUAUAUUAA